GGCCAUCCAUAAAGGGCGUCUCUCGGACUUGUGGUUUUGCAGACAUCGCAGGGCUCUCAGACUUCCUCUAUCGCAUUUUCGCCCCCACAGAUUCAUCUGCUUCUCACGAUCCACCACUGACAAACAUGAGUGACGAGGGAGAAAAGACAUGUCCUCUCUGCACUGAAGAGAUGGACUUGACAGAUCAGCAAUUGAAGCCAUGCAAAUGUGGUUAUGAGAUAUGUGUCUGGUGUUGGCAUCACAUAAUGGAUAUGGCUGAAAAGGAUGAUACAGAAGGCCGGUGUCCGGCAUGCCGCACACCUUAUGACAAGGAAAAAAUUGUUGGGAUGGCAGCUAACUGUGAAAGAUUGGUGGCUGAAAUCAAUUCAGAAAGAAAACUGAAGUCACAGAAGGCAAAACCAAAAGCGUCGGACGGUAGAAAGCAUCUUAGCAGUGUCCGAGUAAUUCAACGAAAUCUGGUGUACAUCAUUGGGAUACCGUCUAACUCAGCGGAUGAAGAUGUUCUUCAGCGCAAGGAAUACUUUGGACAGUAUGGCAAAGUUCUAAAGGUGUCUAUUUCUCGGACAGCCGGGGGUGCCAUUCAGCAUUCUGCAAACAACACUUGUAGUGUAUAUAUUACUUACUCAAGAGAGGAGGAAGCGGUUCGAUGUAUUCAAUCUGUACAUGGUUUUGUCUUGGAAGGUAAAUCUUUGAGGGCAUGCUUUGGAACCACAAAAUACUGCCAUGCAUGGCUUAGAAAUGUGCCUUGCAGCAACCCAGAUUGUUUAUAUUUGCAUGACAUUGGUACUCAGGAAGAUAGUUUCACCAAAGAUGAAAUUAUUUCAGCUUAUACAAGGAGUAGAGUACAACAAAUUACUGGUGCCACAUAUAAUUUGCAAAGGCGUUCAGGGAAUGUGUUACCUCCCCCAGUUGAUGAGUACUGCAAUAACGGCAAUGCUUCUUCAGGCAAACCUAUUGUCAAGAGUAACUCCAAUCAAAAUCCUGUAAGUCAGGCUAAAGGUUCUCCUCCUAAUAGUAGUUCUGGAAGAUCUGUUGCGCUUCCAGCAGCAGCUUCAUGGGGUAUGCGUGCCUCAAAUUGCCGACCACUAGCUUCAAAUUCGGUGUCUUCUAAUGGACCUGCCAAGCAAAAAUCUGAUUCAUUUAAUGGUUCAGUUCUCCCAUCAUUGGUUGCAAGCACAAGUCAUACUUCUGUAUUGCCUAGUGAUGUAGGGAAGAUAUCUACAGUAAAUGGAGAAAAUCAUGUGAUGCAAUCUAGUAAAAGAUCAGAGUCAUGGGAUAUGUCUAAACAACAUGGUGUCAGAGAUUGGCAAAAAAGGGUGGCAGAUACAACUGUACCAUCAACUGUUGUGCAAGAUGUGGAACCUACUCUUGUAACUCUCAGUGAUCAUCUCUCUCGUGUGUCUCUGUCUAAGGAUAAAGAUGGAGGCGUCAUGAUACAACCAAAUGUGGUUAACUCAGAAGAUCUCUGUAGACAAUCUUGUAGUUCUGUUCCAGAUAAAGAUGACAUUAAUACAAGUGGUAAUGUUCAGGAUUUAUGCUCUGGAUUAUCAGCUACUGUUGUUGAUAGUUGUCCUGGGUUUGACCAUUUUGAAUCUGUUAGAGCUACCAGCCAUCCUGCAGUUAGAUCACCUGGAAGUUUGGGGUUACAACAAAACCAUUCUGAGAAACCAAGGGAACCCUUAACCUUGCUCCCCUCAAGGAAGACUUCUACAUUGUCUGAUGGGCUCUGUGCUUUCAAAGAACCAACUGAUUGGAGAUCAGAAUCACAAAUACAUGUUCUUCAAAAUUCAUGCCAUGAAGCCGAAGAGGAUCUUCUAGCUUUGGAAGGUCGAACAGUGAAGGCUUCAGAGGUAGUUAUUAGUCAGGUGUCAAAUCUUCCACAUUUGCCCAAUCAUUCUAGUGGUCAUUAUUUAUGGCAAAAUGGUGAUCCAUGCAGUGCAAGUAAUCUGGGUAAUAUAGGUCCUAGAGCUGUACAUAGAAGAGUGGAUGAAGCCUAUGUUCCUUUUAAUUCUGGUGAUUUAUCAUCCAAUGGACAUUGUGAAAAUAAAAUUAGCAGUUCUACUGAAUUGGAUGGGUUCUCUGAAUCUUCGAACUUAUUUUCAAGUAUAGAGAAAGGAAAAUGCUUGGCAAGAUUUAGUGAUGAUGUUGGCAAUGCUGAAAAGAAUGCUGCUUCAGAAAUGGGAGAGAGUAGCAUUAUCUCAAAUAUCUUAUCAAUGGACUUUGAUGUGUGGGGUGACUCAUUGACCUCUCCUCAGAACUUUGCUAAGUUGUUGAAUGAAGCUAAUAGACAGCAUGGCUCUCAGAAAAUAGAAAGUUCAUGGAAGGUGCAAAACAACAAUCAAUCCAGGUUCUCAUUUGCUAGGCAGGAUGAGUUUAGGAAUGAAGGAUCUGAUUUUGAAUCUCCGUUCAGUAGUAUUCCAAAGAAAUAUUCCAUGUUUCAGGGUGCUCUAGAAAACAGGGAUCAUUUCAUGGAAAAGCUUCGCAAUGGGUUUUCAUCUAGUAGUAUAGAGGAAACUGAUCCUUACUCCAGCAGCCAUUUGGUUACCUCUUCCAAUAAGCUUUCUGUUUCAAGAGCUCAAAUUUCAGCCCCACCUGGAUUUUCAGUCCCUAACAGAGCACCCCCACCGGGCUUCUCUUCCCAGGAGAGAAUGGACCAGGCUUUUGACUCUUCUGGGAACCAUUUGCUCGAGAGUUCUUUACUGAGAAACAAAUAUCAGACUUCACCAAGUGGGAUUGGCAGCAUUGCGGAUGUUGAAUUUAUUGAUCCUGCAAUACUGGCUGUUGGUAAAGGGAGACUGACCAAUGGGAUCAGUAAUAUGGGCUUAGACAUCAGAUCAACUUUCCCCCCUCAGUUUGGUGCCUCUGAAAAUGAUGCAAGGCUUCAAUUAUUGAUGCAACAAUCCAUCCCUUCACAUCAUAACCUGAGAUUUUCUGAUCAUAUUUCCGAUAGGUUUUCUUCUUGCAGUGAUGCUUAUUCUAUUCCAUCUAGGCUUUUGGAGCAAUCCCAAAUCAGCAGCAUGGCCCCAUAUUCACAGUUAUCAUUCCAACAGUCUAGACAUGCACGGAUGUCAAACAGUCAUUGGGAUGGCUGGAAUGAUGUUCAGACUGGAAAUGAUCUGGGUAUGGCAGAGCUCCUUAGAAAUGAAAGACUGGGAUUCAACAAAAUUUUUCCCGGCUACGAGGAUCUAAAGUUUCGGAUGCCAAGUUCCAGUGAUCUUUAUAACAGGGCAUUUGGGAUGUGAUAUAUGUUAAUAGUGUAUGCUUUUGUCUGCUUGCUAGACAAUUGUAUAUAUGGAGCCAACUGAUGUGACCGUUUAUAAGAUAACUUCUGCUCUGGCGGAUGGGCAACUGACCUUCCUUUGGCAGUUUCUCUUACUGGGAGCUUAAAGAAUGUUGAAGCUAUCCUACAUCUGGAUUUCAUGAUGAUGAUCAUCCCUUGGGUUUCUGGAUGUCAGCUGACUGGUUUCUGAAGAUUUUAAGAUAUACAUUGGUUGUGAAAGUGAAUGAGAGCAACUGUGCAUCUUUUAUGAUCUGUCAACCAAUUGGAUCAGAAUCCAAGGGCCUUGAAUGCCAAUAAAAAGACAGCCACGGUUGUUGUGUUGGAUCUCGGACUGACGGUUGACAGCAUGUAAUGCACGUAAGGCUGUCAGCGUAGCUAUGAGCUUAAGGUUUGUAUUCAUGUUUUUUUGAUCGGCUGGUUCACCAUCAGGUCUUGCAGUUGCAGUCCCAUCUAAAGUCUGAAUACGUUCGUUCCCUUGUUUGUAUCUAUCUUUUUUUUUUUUUUUUUGGUUUGCAACUUUGCAUUGAAUAUCGAGUUGAAAAUCAGAGGUUAUCUGAUGUGUAAUGUAUCUUUUUGGUGAAUGGUCUUCAGACACAACGAGUUAAAAGAAACUGAAACGGGGAUUUGACAUUGUAAUUCGACCACCUGACUAUCAAAAAAUUUUGCUUUGAUAUGAUUUAAUGAUCAAGGGUGUUGUUGCCUUUA
This is a messenger RNA of Nelumbo nucifera (sacred lotus), 3985 nucleotides long. RefSeq lists its product as uncharacterized. Gene Ontology annotation, biological process: protein ubiquitination. Gene Ontology annotation, cellular component: CCR4-NOT complex. Gene Ontology annotation, molecular function: RNA binding; ubiquitin-protein transferase activity. The record is from RefSeq and is a predicted model, not a curated record. Lineage: Eukaryota; Viridiplantae; Streptophyta; Magnoliopsida; Proteales; Nelumbonaceae.